This is a messenger RNA of Nothobranchius furzeri (turquoise killifish), 1987 nucleotides long. RefSeq names its product WAS protein family homolog 1 (gene wash1). NCBI's taxonomy places the organism in Eukaryota, Metazoa, Chordata, Actinopteri, Cyprinodontiformes, Nothobranchiidae. Gene Ontology annotation, molecular function: alpha-tubulin binding; gamma-tubulin binding. Gene Ontology annotation, biological process: retrograde transport, endosome to Golgi; exocytosis; endocytic recycling. The record is from RefSeq and is a predicted model, not a curated record. Gene Ontology annotation, cellular component: recycling endosome; early endosome; WASH complex.
CAUGGUCACAUGAUACAGUGAUGCGGAAGUAUGAAACCGAUGUUUUGCUAGGCUAUCUUGUAGUCGAUCUGUAAGCUAUAACAGACAACUAAACUCCUUUAAACUCUAUAUUUUCUUCGAGGUUUUUCUCAAAGUGUCUUUAGGAAGAAAUCAAAAUCCAAUGGUGAGGAUGACACAGAGGCACUGCCUGGAGGGCCAGGUGUACUCGGUGCCCCUCAUUCAACCAGAUCUGAGGCGAGAGGAGGCUGUUCAUCAGAUAGCAGACGCAUUGCUGUAUCUUGAGUUGAUCUCCACUGACAUUUUCAGAAGGGUUUCCGAAAGCGUAGAGAAAAACCGACGCCAGCUGCAGAGCGUUUCUGACCGUAUCAGACUAGCUCAGGCCCGUGUUGACAAGAUUAAAGGCAGCAAGAAGGCCACCAAGGUUUUCUCCAGUGCCAAGUACCCAGCCCCAGACCAUCUUCAGGACUACUCAUCUAUCUUCUCUGGGGCAGUGGACCCUUCCUCACAAAACCGUCCCCAUCACAAGAUACAGAAUAAACUUCGUCCGUUUGAUGAGAAGGCAUGGCAGGAGAAGCUAACGUAUUUCCCAGUGUGUGUGAGGAAUAAGAAGAAGUCUGAAGAUGAGACAGAAGAGGGAUUGGGCAGUCUGCCUCGGAACAUCUCAUCUGUUAGCUCUCUGCUGCUCUUCAAUACUACCGAGAAUCUUUACAAAAAGUACGUGUUCCUCGACCCUUUGGCGGGAGCAGUGACAAAAACACACACCACGCUGGAAACAGAGAAAGAGGGGAAACCCUUUGAUGCUCCUUUGUCCAUCGCACAGAGAGAACAACUAGAGCGACAGACAGCAGAAAAUUAUUUCUACAUGCCAGAUCUGGGUCAGGUUCCUGAGAUAGACGUGCCAUCCUAUCUUCCUGACCUUCCAGGUAUCGCUGACGACCUGUCGUACUGCGCUGACCUCGGACCUGGGUUCGCUCCAUCAGGACCAACGCAGAACAUCCCUGAGCUGCCCUCCUUCUCUCGGGAGAGUACUGCAUCAGGAGAUCUGCCCCAAAUAAACUCUCCUCCUCCUCCCCCUCCGCCUCCUCCUCCUGCCCUCACUCCCACAGCUCCUGCUGGAGCUCCUCCACCACCACCACCACCUCCACCACCACCACCACCACCUCCUCCCAUAGAGACAAAAGUCGAUAAAGUUCCAAGUUCAGGCCCGGUGUCCGGCGCUCCGAGCGAAGUGGUGCAGCCGUCAGACGGCCGCGCCAGCCUGCUGGAAUCCAUCCGCAACGCCGGCGGCAUUGGCAAAGCCAAGUUACGCAACGUUAAAGAACGCAAGAUGGAGAAGAAGAAACAAAAGGAGCAAGAGCAAGCGGUCAGAGCAGCGUCGAGUGGUGGAGACUUCAUGUCUGACCUCUUUAACAAACUCGCCAUGCGUAGAAAAGGUAUUUCUGGAAAAGUCCCAGCUGCUGGAGAGUCAGAAGCUCCUGCUGGUACGGGAGGAGCGUUCGCCAGGAUGUCAGACGUCAUCCCGCCUCCUCCAGCUCCACAAACGGCAACAGACGAUGACGACUGGGAAGCAUGAUGCACUAAACAGCAAACAGGGACUUUUGGGGGGAUUUAGCACAUAAUUAGGACAUUUCAAUCAACAGGCUUCAUGAUUUUAAUGCUAAAUGUGUUCAGUCAUUUGUCUAAAGCUGAAAUAAACAUAAACACACAAUAGUUAGAAUACUUUAUUGAUUUCUUAACAGUUUGUAUUCAAAAUAUCACUUUGUUAUUUUGAUAUUAAAACAUCUGAGUGAACCAGUCAGAUCAUUACUAAAUGAACAACUGGAUAAAUGUGUGUAGAAGCUCCUAGUUUUUCAUUUCACUAACAUUUAAAUUAUUAAACCCGAAAAUGACAAAUGUUCCUUUUAUCUGCAAUGUGCCAUUAAAUUACUUCCAUUCUUAAAUUUUAAACCUUGACAAGGAACAUUUAAAUAAAGUGAUAAAUCCAAAA